CCUUUACCAAAAUGAUAAUUUAACAUGAUAUCUUUACUUUUACUCAAGUGUGGCUUUUACUUUUUACAGCACUGGGUGGUUGUACUGUGAGUAAAAUAAGGGAUAAAAACAGAAUUAUUAACAGUGGCCUUGGUUUAGACACAGAUACAUUGAUCAAAUAAAGAAUAGAAAACUCAUCCAUGCCAAUUUAGUUUGUCCAAAAAUGUUCACAUCAAUCAAGGAAGAGGCUCUGGCCUCAUUGUUGUUUUUCAGGCAAGUGAGACAGGUUCAUGUUGCAACCACAUGUAAUAAAGGCAAUGCUAGCAAUCCGACGACAGGUGGCGCUCGUGUUCCGGCUUGGUGAAAACUCGCCUUUAAAGCGAGAGAAGAAGAAACUAAGCGCGGGCGGUGUUGAUGACGUCGGGAGAGGGAAAUCCAAAACAGAGCUUUCAUCGCCUCCUCUGUGACGGUGGUGUGAAGAUAAGAAGUGAAGUUUAGCUGGCGUUUUACAUUGUGAAGUGGACGACAGUUAUCAAAACGGGAGAAAAAUGCAGAGGGCUUCCCGUUUGAAGCGUGAACUACAGAUGCUGAGCACCGAGCCCCCUCCCGGGAUAACGUGCUGGCAGGCCGAGGAACGGAUUGACGACCUCCGGGCACAGAUAAUGGGUGGAACAGAUACUCCAUAUGAUGGUGGACUCUUCUCCUUAGAGAUCAAGGUCCCAGAGAGGUACCCAUUUGAGCCUCCUAAAAUACGAUUCUUGACUCCCAUUUACCACCCAAACAUCGACAAUUCAGGACGUAUCUGCCAUGAUGCUCUCAAACUCCCACCAAAGGGUGCCUGGAAACCAUCCUUAAACAUCUCCACAGUCCUCACCUCCAUUCAGCUACUCAUGGCUGAGCCCAAUCCAGAUGACCCGCUCAUGGCCGAUAUUAAUUUCUGCAGGGAACUGUCCUGCACUAUCUUGGCCAUCGCGGCGUCAAGAAAACAGCCCGUUUCGGCUCACGGGACGACACAUCUCUCAACCGCCAGAGGCACACAGGCCAUCCUCCUCCCCUCAGAUCUCCAUCUGCUGCUGAAUGACAAACUAAAGACUUCCAAGCAGAGGAUGCAGACACGGAGACCCAUGCUCAUCCCUCAACAAACACACUCACUAAUAUGCCUCUUAACUGUUCUUUUUAUCCCCCUGCGCUUUGAACCUACGGAAUGACUGACAAAGCCCACAGUGAUCUCUUUCUGUUUUCCCUGGAGAGGAAUUAGAUUUUUUUUUUCAUGUGUGUGAAUGUAAUUUUGUGUGUUUAAGCACAGUGACGUAUUUGAAACGAUUUUGCACCAAUCAGAGGAUUAAAAAUAUAUUUUGCCGUC
Messenger RNA from Acanthopagrus latus (yellowfin seabream), 1342 nucleotides. It is a transcript of the gene ube2t, whose product is annotated as ubiquitin-conjugating enzyme E2T (putative). The record is from RefSeq and is a predicted model, not a curated record. The transcript is spliced from 6 exons. The coding region runs from base 528 to 1187 and encodes 219 amino acids. NCBI's taxonomy places the organism in Eukaryota, Metazoa, Chordata, Actinopteri, Spariformes, Sparidae.